ACUGGAUCAAAGAUUAAUAUCCAGGUUUUUAAUCCGUUCCUGGAUGAAAAUGGCAGCCAACAAUGCAGUUUUGAACAGACUGGAGCAGAAGGGCGCAGAAGCAGAUCAAGUGAUUGAAUAUCUUAAGCAGCAAGUUGCUCUUCUAAAGGAAAAAGCCAUCUUGCAGGCAUCUCUGAGGGAAGAGAAGAAACUUCGUGUAGAAAAUGCUAAACUGAAGAAAGAAAUUGAGGUGCUGAAACAGGAAUUGAUCCAAGCAGAAAUUCGGAAUGGAGUGAAGCAAGUCUCUCUACCACCCAUCGAAACACCUUCUGCAGCAUCCUGUUCGGAAGGCUUCUCUCAGCCAGCCCCUGCUGCAGUCAUCCCACCUGAUCCCACAGGCCAACCCAAAGAAGCAAACAAAGAAAAGAAGAACAAGGACAAAGAAAAGAAAGUAGGAGAAAAGAAGGAGAAAAAGCAGCAGUCACCUGUGAAUGAUGACUCAAAGCCUUUAGAUAUUUCCCGGCUUGAUCUUCGAAUUGGUUGCAUCACAGCAGCGAAGAAACACCCAGAUGCCGAUGCUCUGUACAUUGAGGAGGUUGGUGGAGAAACAAAUCCUAGAACUGUUGUCAGUGGGCUAGUGAAGCAUGUUCCUUUAGAAGAGAUGCAAAACCGGAUGGCAAUAUUUCUCUGUAACCUGAAGCCAGUCAAAAUGAGAGGGGUGGUAUCUCAAGCCAUGCUGAUGUGUGCUAGCACACCAGAGAAGGUGGAGAUUCUAAUUCCUCCCAGUGGGGUUGUUCCUGGAGACAGAAUCACAUUUGAAGGUUUUUCUGGUGAUCCUGAACGAGAACUUAACCCCAAGAAGAAAAUGUGGGAGCAGAUCCAGCCUGAUCUUUAUACAAACGGCCAGUGCAUUGCCACAUACAAAGGAGUGCCCUUUGAAGUGAAAGGGAAAGGCACCUGCAGGGCUCCUACCAUGGCCAACAGUGGGAUCAAAUAAACUAUCAGUUGUGCAGAUGCUUUCCUUUUUAAUGAAAGAAACCAUGUGAACACAAUUAAAAACAAAUAAUUGCCUCACCCAAAAA
Messenger RNA from Rhineura floridana, 1061 nucleotides. RefSeq names its product aminoacyl tRNA synthetase complex interacting multifunctional protein 1 (gene AIMP1). The record is from RefSeq and is a predicted model, not a curated record. Gene Ontology annotation, molecular function: tRNA binding. Lineage: Eukaryota; Metazoa; Chordata; Lepidosauria; Squamata; Rhineuridae.